Paralichthys olivaceus (Japanese flounder) is the source of this 2960-nucleotide messenger RNA. RefSeq names its product beta-1,3-galactosyltransferase 2. Gene Ontology annotation, cellular component: Golgi membrane. The record is from RefSeq and is a predicted model, not a curated record. NCBI's taxonomy places the organism in Eukaryota, Metazoa, Chordata, Actinopteri, Pleuronectiformes, Paralichthyidae. Gene Ontology annotation, molecular function: N-acetyl-beta-D-glucosaminide beta-(1,3)-galactosyltransferase activity.
GUACUGCUACCAAGCCUGGAGCUGCCUUUCAGAAUGAAUACACAAUUCACAGCGCUGCCCCCUGCCCCAUCUUUCUCCUCCCCCGCCGCUUUCACCCUCCUAGCCUUAGCGCUCUCACAGACAACGAGACGGCACAGAUCGGCUGCUGAAUGAGGAGGGUGAGAAGAGGAAAAUGGAAACGAAAAAAGGGAAGAGAAGCCGAUAGGGGGAGGGAAGAUAACACAAGAGCAUGUGAAUCAGAGGAAAGAGAGAAGCAAGAGGAAGCAUUAGCAUGGUUAUGCAUCAUCCAGAGAAUUACCCAAUCUAUCGACUGCUGCAGUAAUAUUCACACCAUGGAGUGAGAGGACAGUGAAAGGAACUGUCAGCUGCCGUCUUUCUUCUGCCUUUGGCCAGAGGAAGCAUCAGCAGCAGCACCGUUGGCAUCAAGCCACUGGGGACAAUGCGCCAAAGACAGAGAGACUACAACACUGGAGCCCUGACACCUGUGCUGCUGAUGCACACAGACACAUAUCUUUUUUUCAUGCAUGUGUUAGAUAACCACGAGUUCCUGGAAGAGUAAUACAUUUUUCAAGAGACUGCUAUACUGAUAAAGAAGACCAUUAGUUUCACCUUCUAAUUAUAAGAAAGGCUGAUUUGUAACAUGUCAAAGUAAAUAAUGAGGACCUCAACUGUACGUGAGACCAAGAGGAAGAUCAGUGUGUGAGGAUUGCAUUUCAUCACAGGAAUGGAUUCAAGAAAUAAGCGAGUACUUAGAAGAAAACAGGGCAUCACCGGACAUCAACAAAUUGAUAUACAUACAUGUAUAUGGAAAUGGAAUACCAACACCAGUCCAUUUGUCAAUUCAUCACAUAAACGUCCCUUUAUCUCCUGGGAUCAAGACUUGAUCAAAUCCUGCUGACAAGUGGACUUCUACCAACUGAGUAAACUACUGCUAACAGAACUAUGCAGUGGAGACGACGCCACUGUUGUGCACACACAGCUAAACUUUUGUAUCUCCUCUCACUGUUGGGUGUACUGGUCUUUCUGGUCCACCAGGUGUGGCUGCCUAGGCUAACAGGUAUGCCAUGGUGGAGAGGUCAUCCAGUGGUGUAUGGAGGUGGGGGACUUCAAAACACCAAAACCAAACUGAAUAUGAGCUCUGAACAUUCAAUGUGGAGGUUUGUCAUUGUUCCUCAGCCGACUUUGAAGAUUGACGCCAACAUCAGCUUCCAUGAGAAGGAAGGUGUCUCCUCUCCUCGAGACCCAAGUUCUGACAACACCCUGGCAGCCAACACAAGCAUAAGUGGGGAGGGAGAUCUUAAAGGAAUGAUAACUCAUGGGCCUUUCUCUUAUGUUAUCAAUGAGCAAGACAAAUGUUCAGAAAACAGACCCGCCCCAUUUCUUGUAUUACUGAUAGCCACUGAGGCUCGGAAGGUGGAGGCAAGGAACGCUAUACGUCAGACGUGGGGGAAUGAGAGUGUCGCUCUGACUCUGGGAAUCAUCCGGCUCUUCAUGUUGGGGAAAAACGAGGGAGAGCUAGGACUUUUACAACAAAGGAUGCUAGAAGCAGAGAGCAAAAGGCAUCACGAUAUUAUUCAGCAGGACUUUGUAGAUUCCUACAAAAACCUGACCAUAAAGACGUUGAUGGGAAUGAAUUGGGUGGCAAUGCACUGCCCACGGGCCAGCUAUGUCAUGAAGACGGACAGUGACAUGUUCGUCAACACAGAGUACCUCAUAUAUAAGCUUCUCAUGCCAGAACUAUUUCCCAGGAAGAAUUACUUCACAGGAAAUAACAUGAGAGGCUUUGCACCUAACCGAAAUAAAAACAGCAAAUGGUACAUGCCACCAGAGCAGUACCCAAGUGAGAAGUACCCCACCUUCUGCUCUGGCACUGGUUACGUCUUAUCUGGAGACUUGGCGAUAAAAAUCUACCAAGCAUCUCUAAGUAUCCCUCACCUGCAUCUAGAGGAUGUGUAUGUGGGAAUAUGCCUGGCCAAGCUCCGGAUCGAGCCGGUGCCACCGCCCAAUGAGUUCCUAUUCAACCACUGGCGGGUUUCUUACUCCAGCUGCAAGUAUAGCCAUCUGAUAACAUCGCAUGGGUUUCAUCCCAAUGAACUACUUAAAUACUGGCAUCACCUACAAAGCAACAAACACAAUGCCUGCAUCAACACAUUUAAAGAGAGAGGGGGCAGGAUGCACGCAGUCCAAAGGAUUAAAUGAAACAAGCUCAAUAACUGACACUCACAAGCUCUUUUUUAAGCCCAUCUGGUUCUGUCUUUAGUGGGAAAAGGUACAAUUGUCAUAUUACUCUGCCAUAGUCACUGGUAACUGUCAGCUCCAGCUCAGAUUGGCAGUCAUGGAAACAUGACUCCCCUUUUCUGGUGUUAUCACAUUUGUCAUAGCUGUAACCUUGGUAACAUUUGUAAGACCUCAGACACAAAUUCCAUCGCAGUUCAAAACAGAGAGGCAAACUUGUCUCCUUGAGAUGAGAAAGGAGUCAAUUAUCUUUGUAGUGGGUUUGGUAAAGUUUAAGAAACCUGCAUAUCUAUGUUAACUUUGGGUUCCAAUCCUUUUUAUCUCAUACGAAGGGAUUUAUCAAUGUUUUUUAUAUGGGAACUCGGCAUAAAUGAGAAAAAACUGAUGAAGUGCUUCAUUAUUAUUGCCAAUUUUGUACAAAGGAAGAAAACAGUUUCUAUGUCUUGAUGCAAACCAUUGGAGAGUUUGUGUUCACAGUUCUAGUUCACACUUACUCUACUUUUUGGAAUAAUGUGCAUCAUACUACAUGAUUUAUAUGUGCAGAUACAAGUUCAAAACUAGAGUCAACAAGGUACAGUGCCAAUAAACGUUUUAACUUGCAUAUCAAAAGUCAGGGAAGUCAUUUUAAAAGAGUUUUAACAGUUAAGUAAUUACAGACUGAGAUUGCAGACCAUCAAUCAUUUUUGAGAUUACAAAUAAAAAUUACAUUUGGCUCUUAAACAACA